AUGGUCACCACGAAGAGGUUCAACGUGCCGCCAGGGAAUGUCGCCCGCGUGCGGAUCAUUGACACCACCACAAGUAUCAAAACCCUCGAGACACAUCACAUCAUGGGACCGCCAAUGCCUGGGAUGUAUGUGAUGCCAGAGAUUCCAGCCUGGUCCUUCCUCGUGGAGAGCACAAGUGGUCGCAAAGCACUCUUCGACCUGGGCGUCCCACCGAAUUGGCAGGAUUUCUCGCCCUGGGUCAUAGAGCACGUACACCUGGACGGCUGGGGCUGGCAGAUCUCGUCGAAGAAGCACGUGGCCGACAGCCUGAAAGAGGAAGGCAUUGAACCUGCCUCGAUUACCGAUAUCGUGUGGAGUCACUGGCACUGGGACCACAUAGGCGACCCUUCGACAUUUCCAUUACCCAUUCAGUUGGUCGUCGGCCCGGGUUUCAAAGAAGCGUUCCUCCCCGGCUACCCAUCCAAGCAAGACUCCCCAGUACGGGAAAGUGAUUUCAAAGGCCGCGAAGUCCGCGAAAUCACGUUCCAAGAAUCCCCAAGCGCCCUUCAAAUCGGCCCAUUCCGCGCCUUCGACCUCUUCGGCGACGGCUCAUUCUACCUGCUCGACGCACCUGGCCACGCCAUCGGGCACUUAGCAGGCCUCGCCCGCACAACAUCCGACACAUUCGUGAUGAUGGGCGGCGACUUGUGCCACCACGGCGGCGCAAUACGUCCUUCUGAAUAUAUCUCUCUGCCAAAGGCGGUCCAUCUCGAUGCUUUCAGCCAUUUCCGAGGCGGCUUCUGUCCGGGUGCCAAAUUUGAGGCAGUGCAGGAAAGUCGAAGGAGAAGGCCGAAUCAGCCGUUCUUUGAGCCGACGUUCGGCGCCGACAUUCCGCUGGCCAUCGAGACCAUUGGUAAAGUUCAAGUUCCGGAUGCGGACGACAAUGUCUUGUUUAUAUAUGCUCACGAUACGAGUAUUAAGAGUAUUGUAGACAUGUUCCCGUCGGAAGUGAAUAACUGGAAGGCGAAAGGGUGGCGGGAUAAGGUGUUUUGGAGAUUUUUGGAAGACUUCAAGGAUGCGGUGAAGGGCUGA
Messenger RNA from Rhinocladiella mackenziei CBS 650.93, 1071 nucleotides. RefSeq lists its product as uncharacterized. The transcript has 3 exons. The record is from RefSeq and is a predicted model, not a curated record. The coding region runs from base 1 to 1071 and encodes 356 amino acids. NCBI's taxonomy places the organism in Eukaryota, Fungi, Ascomycota, Eurotiomycetes, Chaetothyriales, Herpotrichiellaceae.